CAACCAGAGUGCAGUAAUGAAUCACGACACCUGGUGGGCGACCAAUAGGAAUGCAGUGGGCUCUAUAAAAGCCGAGCCCUCAAGGCACCUAGCCCACUUGAGGAGCAGAGGACAAAGGAGCUUCUUCACGAUGGCACGCACCAAGCAGACAGCGCGGAAGUCGACAGGAGGCAAGGCUCCACGGAAGCAGCUAGCUAUGAAUGUGGCUUGCAAGACUGCACCGGUUACUGGCGUAGUGAAGAAGAAGCAGCACCGCUACCGCCCAGGCACCGUGGCGCUUCGUGAGAUCCGCCGCUACCAGAAGACCACCGAGUUGCUGAUUCGCAGGGCGCCGUUCCAGCACUUGGUGCGUGAGAUAGCCCAGGGUUUCAAGACUGACCUGCGCUUCCAGAGCUCUGCGCUGAUGGCGCUGCAGGAGGCCUGCGAGGCCUACCUUGUGGCGCUGUUCGAAGACACCAACCUGUGUGCCAUCCACGCCAAGCGGGUGACCAUCAUGCCGAAAGACAUCCACCUGGCUCGUCGCAUUCGCGGAGACUGUGACAAGACCGUGUACUUUUCUGAGAAGGUGAGCUCCCUGGGCAAGGACUGGCACAAGUUCUGUCUCAUGUGUGAGCGCUGCAACAAGACGCUGACCUCCCGGGGCCAUGCUGAGCAUGAUGGGAAACCUUUCUACCACAAACCCUGCUGUCUCAUCCUGCUCUGGAAGUGCAGCUCCAAGACACUGACCCCUGGCGGCUAUGCUGAGAAUGAAGGCCAGCCCUGCUGCCACAAGCCUUGCUAUGGAAUUCUCUUUGGACCCAAGGGAUCCUGGUGGCAAGACCACCCGGAGGGGCAGGCUGUAAAGAGGAUCACCACAUGGGCCAACCAGAGUGCAGUAAUGAAUCACGACACCUGGUGGGCGACCAAUAGGAAUGCAGUGGGCUCUAUAAAAGCCGAGCCCUCAAGGCACCUAGCCCACUUGAGGAGCAGAGGACAAAGGAGCUUCUUCACGAUGGCACGCACCAAGCAGACAGCGCGGAAGUCGACGGGAGGCAAGGCUCCACGGAAGCAGCUAGCUAUGAAUGUGGCUUGCAAGACUGCACCGGUUACUGGCGUAGUGAAGAAGAAGCAGCACCGCUACCGCCCAGGCACCGUGGCGCUUCGUGAGAUCCGCCGCUACCAGAAGACCACCGAGUUGCUGAUUCGCAGGGCGCCGUUCCAGCACUUGGUGCGUGAGAUAGCCCAGGGUUUCAAGACUGACCUGCGCUUCCAGAGCUCUGCGCUGAUGGCGCUGCAGGAGGCCUGCGAGGCCUACCUUGUGGCGCUGUUCGAAGACACCAACCUGUGUGCCAUCCACGCCAAGCGGGUGACCAUCAUGCCGAAAGACAUCCACCUGGCUCGUCGCAUUCGCGGAGAGCACUCUUAAACUUAGACUCCACAGGCUCCUGAUUAUUGCACUAUCCUAAACCCAAAGGCUCUUUUCAGAGCCACCCACC
Molecule: messenger RNA, 1475 nt
Organism: Mesocricetus auratus (golden hamster)
Lineage: Eukaryota; Metazoa; Chordata; Mammalia; Rodentia; Cricetidae
Exons: 4
Coding region: 17-1405 (462 amino acids)
Cellular component (GO): nucleosome
Molecular function (GO): protein heterodimerization activity; DNA binding; structural constituent of chromatin
Source: RefSeq, a predicted model, not a curated record